AUGGCUUCCGUCAGCUAUGUUGCUGCUCGUGGGAUUUCCACCCUUCCCCGCGCGGAAGGUGUGGAGGCCUUCAAGGCCAAGGAGCAGGUCCAACUCAAGGAAAGCUCGUUGCUUGGGGAGAAGCUCAAUGUCUCUCGUCGUCAGGCCAUUCCUGUCGCGAAGACUGUCGUUCCCGUCUCAGCUUCCCUGUCAUCUGGCCCUCCAAGGAGCCACAAGCUCCGAGCUAGCAGUGCUGCCGCUCUCGAGCAAUUGAGGGUCUCAAACACAAACAGAUACACGAGCGAGAAGAGCAGCAUCAUUGUCGUCGGUCUGAGCGUCCACACCGCUCCAGUCUCGAUGCGUGAGAAGCUCGCCGUUCCUGAAGCCGAGUGGCCACGCGCCAUCACAGAGCUCUGCGAGUACCCCCACAUUGAGGAGGCCGGUGUUCUGAGCACAUGCAACCGCAUGGAAAUCUACGUCGUGGCGCUCUCCUGGCACAGGGGCAUUCGCGAGGUCACCGAGUGGAUGUCAAAGUCGAGCGGUGUUCCCGUCGAGGAGCUCCGCCCGCAUCUCUUCCUGCUCCGUCAAAGGGACGCUACGCAGCACCUUCUCCGCGUCUCUUCCGGCCUCGACUCUCUGGUGCUCGGGGAGGGUCAGAUCCUCGCUCAGGUGAAGCAGGUCUUCAAGGUUGGCCAGGGAGCCGAGGGCUUCGGACGCAAUCUCAACGGUCUCUUCAAGCAGGCGAUCGAGGCCGGCAAGCGUGUGCGUACCGAGACCAGCAUCGCCUCGGGUGCCGUGUCCGUCAGCUCUGCUGCCGUUGAGCUCGCCGCGAUGAAGCUCCCGGAAGCUGGCCUGAAGGAAGCUCGCGUCAUGAUCGUCGGUGCUGGAAAGAUGUCUCGCCUCCUGGUGAAGCAUCUGCUCUCCAAGGGUUGCAACACCAUGACUGUUGUUAACAGGUCCCUAGGCAGUGUAGAGCAGCUGCAGUCCGAGUUUCCCGACGCCACGCUCCUCUACAGGCCUCUUUCUGAGAUGAUGCAAGCAGCUGCUGAGGCUGAGGUGGUCUUUACCAGCACAGCUUCGGAGACUCUUCUCUUCGAGGAGUCCAACGUUCAGGGUCUCGGUCCUGCUGGCGAUCUCACCAACGGCGUCAGGCACUUCAUUGAUAUCUCCGUCCCUCGCAAUGUUGGUUCCUGCGUGGCCAACGUUCAGCAGACCCGGGUGUACAACGUUGAUGACCUCAAGGAGGUGGUUGCUGCCAACAAGGAGGAGCGGAGAAAGAAGGCACUGGAGGCUCAGGCUAUCAUUGAAGAGGAGCUUCAGGCCUUCGACGCGUGGAGGGAUUCCCUGGAGACGGUUCCGACCAUUAAGAAGCUCCGCCAGAAAAUUGAGGGCAUCCGACAGUCCGAGCUGGACAGAAUCCUGGCGAAGAUGGGUGAGGAGCCGACCAAGAAGCAGAAGAAGCUGAUUGAGGAGCUGAGCAAGGGUAUUGUGAACAAGAUUCUCCAUGGACCCAUGACCCACCUCAGGAGCGAUGGCAGUGAUGCGAGGACAGUGAGUGAGACGUUGGAGAACAUGUAUGCCUUGGAGCGAAUGUUCGACCUGGCUGCUGAGGAAGCCAGCGGCCGGCGAUGA
Closterium sp. Yama58-4 is the source of this 1611-nucleotide messenger RNA. The record is from the annotation of a GenBank genome assembly. Lineage: Eukaryota; Viridiplantae; Streptophyta; Zygnematophyceae; Desmidiales; Closteriaceae.